This is a messenger RNA of Phoenix dactylifera (date palm), 1114 nucleotides long. The record is from RefSeq and is a predicted model, not a curated record. NCBI's taxonomy places the organism in Eukaryota, Viridiplantae, Streptophyta, Magnoliopsida, Arecales, Arecaceae.
GAUUAAAAUGCCUGGUAAAGUUCCAAAUGAGCUUUUGUAUGGAAGAGUUGGAUACUUAUGGGCUUGCUUUUUCUUGAAUAAACAUAUAGGUGAAGGGACAAUCCCUUCAACCCACACAGGUGCAAUAGCAAAGGAAAUCAUCAUGGAUGGACAGAGGCUAUCCAACAGAGGCAGCUGCCCUCUUAUGUAUGAGUGGUAUGGGGAGAAAUAUUGGGGUGCUGCUCAUGGACUGGCAGGGAUUAUGCACAUCCUGAUGGAUGUGGAACUGAAACCGGAUGAGAAGGAAGACAUAAAAGGUACCCUCCACUAUAUGAUUCAAAACCGCUUCCCUAGUGGGAACUACCCCUCGAGUGAGGGCUCCUAUGAUGACCGCUUAAUGCAUUGGUGUCAUGGUGCCCCAGGCGUUGCUCUAACUCUCACCAAGGCCGCUCAGGUCUUCCAAGAAGAGCAGUUUCUGCAGGUGGCUGCAGAGGCUGCCGAGGUGGUAUGGAGCCGAGGCCUGCUAAAGAGAGUGGGAAUUUGUCAUGGUAUCAGUGGGAGCUAUGUGUUCCUUGCGCUGUACAGGCUAACUGGCAAUGUGGUGUACCUAUAUCGGGCUAAAGCUUUUGCUUGCUUUCUUCUAGACAAACUAGACAAAGCUAACAAGCUGAUUGCAGAUGGGCUGAUGCACAGUGGUGACCACCCAUAUUCGCUGUUCGAAGGGCAGGCUGGUAUGGCAUAUCUCUUCCUCGACAUGGUCAGACCCUCUGAAUCAAGGUUUCCAGCUUACGAGCUUUGAAUUUGCAUGUGUUAUGUGAAAACUAGGUUAGGAGGCAAAUGUGCCAUUUUGUGCUUGAGUUGUAAAAAUGGGAAGAAGGAAAAUCUAGCUGUAGCUGACCUUGAGAAUUGGAGGGGGAACUGCUCUUAUCACCAAAUUGCAUGCCAGAUGCUGCCUACUUUGUAUAAUAUACUCAAGGUCAUAGACAUGCCUGUAUGAUAUUUGGAUUUGCGGUUUUUGAUAACUCAACCUUUGUCAGAAGAUAGUGCUAGGAAUCAUUUUGGACUCACGUUUCGUGAUGUGGAAUUGGCGUUCACGUUUCACUAAUGAUUCACCAAAAAUACGUUGCACUUUCUA